AUGGGUGGCGCCGCUGUAGCAUCCUCGCUCAACGGCGUGACCGUUGGUGAGGCCAAGCUUCUCUCCAAGGCCAACGUUCGUCCCAUCUUCUUCUGUGCACUCGCCGUCGUCGGUGCGAUCCUCUACGGUUACGAUGGUACCUACUUCACCGGUAUCCUCGAGAUGCAACGCUUCAAGCGAGACUUUGGUAACCUCAACCCAGAGAACGGCGAAUACUUUAUCCCCUCCAAUGAUCAGUCCCUCUACGCUUCCAUCGUUCAGGCUGGUGAAGUCGUCGGUUCCCUGAUUGCCGCUCCCCUUGGUGACUAUGUCGGUCGACGAGGUGGGUUUUUCGGUGCCUGCACUCUUGUUACCAUUGGUGUCGUCCUUCAGCUCGUUACCAUUGGCUCCAAGCCGCUUCUCACGCUUGGUCGAGGUGUUCUCGGUGCCGGUGUUGGUGUCAUUUCCAACUGCACUCCUCUCUACCUCUCCGAAAUCGCUCCCACUGCGAUUCGAGGUGCCAUUGUAUCGUCCUGGCAGCUCAUGCUUGCUAUCGGUCAGGUCAUCGGUGCUUGCAUUGCUCAGGGCACCAAGGACAUCGACUCGACAUGGUCCUACCGCAUUCCUAUUAUCUUCAACCUCUUCUUCGUUGCAAUCCUCGUCGGCGGCAUGUACAUCAUCCCCGAAUCGCCUCGAUGGCUCAUCCAGAAGAACCGCGACGAAAAGGCUCUCGCUGCCCUCAAACGUGUCAACAAGGGUCAGCACGAUGAUGUUCGCGACCAUGUCAUUGCUCUCGAGUACAAUGCUUUCCGACAGGCCCGCCAAGACGAGCUCGAGCUCUCCGGUGCAGGUGGCUGGAGCACCCUCUUCCACGGUGUUGAGCUCCGCAAGUUUGCCUGCGUUCUUGGUAUCUUGAUCGGUCAGCAGAUCGGCGGUGUUCAGUUUAUCUUCUCCUACACUGUCACUUUCAUGACUGCCGUCGGUCUUAAGGAUGCUUUCAUCAUCACCAUUAUUGUCGAUGUCAUCGAGGUCGUUGGUGUUCUUUGUUCCUUCCUCCUUGUCAACCGCUUCGGACGACGCCCCUUGAUCCUUUGGACUUCGAUCCCCAUGUUCAUCUCGCUCUUCGUCGUUGCUGGUAUCGGUACAAAAGGUCUUCCUCCUCGCGGCCAGUCGCUCCCUUGGCCUGGCGUCAUUACCGUCACUGAGGGUCGAACCAUCGCUGCUAUGAUCUGCAUCUACGUCUUCUUCUUCAACUUGGCUUGGGGCCCCCUCGCAUGGGUCGUCGCUUCCGAGUUGGCAGUCGGCAAGAACCGCAGCAAGAUCAUGUCGGUCGGCACUGCUUGCUUCUGGGUCAUUGCCUGGGCUGUCACUUUCACCCUCCCUUACCUCUUCUACAACGCCAAUCUCGGUGCUCAGAUCGGCUGGAUCUACGGUGUCGGUACUCUCAUCGCUAUGGUCUUUGUCUACUUCUACAUCCCCGAGACGUUCGGUCGCUCGCUUGAGGAGAUCAACGAGAUGCUAGAGGCUCGCGUUCCCACACGUCAGUGGACCACCUAUGUUACCCAACAGGAGCGUCUGCUUCUCGACCAGAGCCGUCAGGUCGACGACGACGACUUGGCUCUCAGCAUCAACCCUACCGAUCUUUCUCCUACCGCUUCCAAGGCUGGAGACAAGAGCGCAGACCAGCCGUACAGCGCUAAGCUCGGCGAAGGCAUUGCCAACCCGACAAAACUUGGUACCAAGGAUGUCGGUGAUGAGGCAUAG
Ustilago hordei is the source of this 1743-nucleotide messenger RNA. RefSeq lists its product as uncharacterized. Gene Ontology annotation, cellular component: membrane. Gene Ontology annotation, biological process: transmembrane transport; carbohydrate transport. NCBI's taxonomy places the organism in Eukaryota, Fungi, Basidiomycota, Ustilaginomycetes, Ustilaginales, Ustilaginaceae. The record is from RefSeq and is a predicted model, not a curated record. The coding region runs from base 1 to 1743 and encodes 580 amino acids. The transcript has a single exon. Gene Ontology annotation, molecular function: carbohydrate:proton symporter activity.